GUCGAAAACAAACAGACAAUCCUAUAUAUACAUAUUGUUCAUUGAGGAAGGUGAUGGCUCAGAAUGAGCAGGAUUUGUCCUAGUCAUCUUAAUCGAUCCACCUUUAACAACCUUAACGAAUCACUUACCCAACUUAUUUACCACUGGAUGCAUAACCUCAGUAUUAUUUAACAUACUUUACCGCUCAACAUCAGAGACAGGACGCAAAAAUCUGUGGUCAAAGACAACUUGUCUUUUUAUAUCUCCCAAUGAUAGUAGUCAUAUCACACAGGUAUAAACAGAAUACAAGGAACUACUGGUGCUCGGCGCAUAUGUCCUCUGCUAGACAUCAUGUCUACACUAGAGAUGACUUCUUUGUAUCCAUGCUGAAAUCUCAUCAGAAAUCAGCCUAUUGGGGUUGGUGUAGUGAAGUUUUCGACACACUCAGACACUUCACUUCCUUUCUUCAGAGUAACAGUCCGUUCAGACCAAUCCCGCACCAGCACCUUAUUUGUGACAAGGAGAUAUGGCAAACCAAACAUCAGCAUAAUUCUGGUUGUAUUGACUUCAGAUGAAAGCUCUCCGCAAGCUCGUACACGGUGUGUGAGUUCGAGUGGAGUGCUUUAAUU
Trichobilharzia regenti is the source of this 608-nucleotide messenger RNA. Lineage: Eukaryota; Metazoa; Platyhelminthes; Trematoda; Strigeidida; Schistosomatidae. The record is from the annotation of a GenBank genome assembly.